AUGAGUAGCCCUAAGCGGAGAAUCGAGACGGAUGUGAAACAGACUGGAGGAAGGCUCAAAGGCUUGCGUGCUGAUACGUAUCAUAGGUUGAUGAGCGACUAUGAGGUGACCCUGGUCAACGAUAACAGUGAGCAAGAAUUCUACGUGCGCUUCAAGGGUCCCGAAGAGACGCCUUUCACCGGUGGCCACUGGAAAAUCCACGUCGAACUGCCCGACCAGUACCCAUACAAGAGCCCGAGUAUCGGCUUUGUCAACCGGAUCUUCCACCCAAACAUCGAUGAGCUUUCGGGCUCCGUUUGCCUCGACGUCAUCAACCAGACAUGGUCACCCAUGUACGAUAUGAUCAACAUCUUCGAAGUCUUCCUCCCCCAGCUCCUGCGCUACCCGAACCCCUCGGAUCCCCUCAACGGCGAGGCCGCAGCCAUGCUCAUGCGGGAACCCAAAAGCUACGAAGCGAAGGUGAAGGAAUACGUAGCCAAGUACGCCAGCAAAGAGGCCGUCGACGAGGCCGGAGAAGACACCGAGUCGGAAGACGAACUGAGCUCGGCUGGCAGUUAUGAAUCCGGCGGCGAAGAGCCUGCCGGCACAAUGGAUGACGUUUAG
Molecule: messenger RNA, 603 nt
Organism: Aspergillus heteromorphus CBS 117.55
Lineage: Eukaryota; Fungi; Ascomycota; Eurotiomycetes; Eurotiales; Aspergillaceae
Product: E2 ubiquitin-conjugating protein UBC8
Exons: 6
Coding region: 1-603 (200 amino acids)
Biological process (GO): ubiquitin-dependent protein catabolic process; protein polyubiquitination
Cellular component (GO): nucleus
Molecular function (GO): ubiquitin conjugating enzyme activity
Source: RefSeq, a predicted model, not a curated record